Molecule: messenger RNA, 3325 nt
Organism: Bombina bombina (fire-bellied toad)
Lineage: Eukaryota; Metazoa; Chordata; Amphibia; Anura; Bombinatoridae
Exons: 9
Coding region: 5-1123 (372 amino acids)
Source: RefSeq, a predicted model, not a curated record
CAAGAUGGGACAUGAACAGAAAUAUAUUCUAAAUUCAACAAGUGUUUUGUUACUGUUUUCAUUAUCCGUUAAAAUCUUAGGACUGAAUUUUAUUCCGUUUUAUGAUGGAAUGGAAAUAGCAUGCAACUCAUCACAUGAAGAUAAUAACUCUACUCUGUGGUAUAAUAUAGAGACUGUUUGGGGGUUAAACUUCACAUGUGCAACUAAUCUUGUGGUUCCUCAUACUGGAGUAUUUGCAUGUAAAACAGAAAACAACUGCAGUUCUAAAAACAUGUAUGAUAAACCUUGUGACUUGCACUAUAUGUUUAUUACACAAUCAAAAACUGAUGACUAUAAGGAUAUAAAUACUAGCACUAUUAUGCUGAAUGAGAAUCAAACUGUCACUCUGUCUUGUGAGUUUAACAGGAGUAAUUCAAAAUUUGUUCAAUUUUGGAUAUCAGAUAAUUCCAACUACGGAAGGCAAUGUUUAUAUUCAGUGGCACUUGAUGAGUCAUACAACAUUGAUAUUAAUAAGCAUUGCUGUGUUUCAAAGACAAUACAAGAGAGGAUCAAUGUGUGGAAUGGCUCGUUAUUCAUUGAUGAAGUACAGAAACACUACUUAAAUUUAACAAACGUUACAGCCUCUGAUAGUGGGAGGUACUUGUGUUUUAUCAUCUAUCAAAAAAAAAUGACACUUGUAAGUAACAUAACACUUCAAGUACAUGAAACUAAUGGUGCCACUCCCAUGCCAGGUGAUAUCUAUGGCCAGCGCCUAACUACCAACUGCAGUACACCUUCUGCAUUCCUGGUUCCAGCUAAUAAGCAAGACUUGUAUAUUAUCCUUGGAACUGUGGGAGGAGUCUUCAUUGGUAUAAUGUUUUUGGUGGUGUACUUUGUCUGUGUUAAAGGAAAAAAGAAGGGAAAAAAAUAUAGCGACUCAGAUGCAACAGAACUGCAGGGUGAUGAAUGCAUUCCAUAUGCAAUAAGUGAAAGAAGAGACCUAGAAGACAACUUAGAUUCCAUGUAUUAUGCUGUUAUACCUUCACCGGAGAAAGAGCAAGCAGGGGAAAAAUGUCCAAAGGAAAGCGAAGUGUGUAUGUUCUACUCUGUGGUGCAAGUUGACACAACAAAAGCACUAAAAUAAGAUUAUGGAUACAUGAAGAUUAGAAUCACGCCUCACAUUUAUUCUUCCUAAGAACACUGGAAUUCAUGAAGUAUUUCACAGAUCUGCUGUCUGAACAGAAACAAAAAGAUUCUGAAAUAAAUCAACUGUGGCCUGAUUUUCUAGCUAUUAAGGAGAUAUCCCAAAAUAUAUCUGGAAACAACUAAGUUCUCCUAUAAAAAGCUUCACACCAUAUUUAUAUUGCAAACUAGGGCGCUUAUUGUAAUGAAAAAUAUUCAGCCAUAUUUGUAUUAUGUGCAGGACAUAUUGUGACACGCCCAUACUAAGGAACAGUACCAUAUUCCCUGUAUAAGGCACUGGUGUGUACAAUAUGGAAAGCUCUUUUGAUGAACUUCAGACUUUUUUUGCCUUCACAGCAGGACCGUCUUUAACACAGGGCAAAAGGGGCAGCUGCCCUGGGCCCAGUCUUUGUUGAGGGGCCCAAGAGUCCUAAAAAAAAAAAAAAAAAUUUUUUUUUUUUUUUUAGUUCAUGCCAGACUGCUGAUGUCAUGUGACAUGGAGGACACACACAGUCAGUCCUAAUAUUGUCACAGUCAAAAGUUCUUUGCUUAUAUUUAUUUGUGAGAAACUGUGCCAGACCAUGCCGAUGUCAUGUGACAUUCCAAGCUAGUGCCAUGUGCUGUUUUAGAUGUGCACUGUGCAGCACUGGAUGCUAAGCCCUAACUAGGCAUCCAGUCAAUCCCACUGCAUCAGAAAAGGUCCUGCUGGGGUUACUACUGUCACCAGGUAACUGCUCUGGUGGUGGAGAUUGUUUCUGGGUAGGGCUCACUAUAGGCGCAUGCAGCAGAAAGCUGCAGUGGCAGGCACGUGAGGAUUUGAGCAUCUGUGCAGCUGCACACACUGCUCUCUUCAGUCUUGAGGCUGUGUGACUCGUCUGUAUCCAUGCAGCCUUGGGCAGACAGCAUCCAGUCUGCUGGUCCCCUUAGCCCUGCUCUUUCUGCUGUGGCUCUAAGAUCAACUAACUGAAGUUUGUUAGGAAAACAGUGUUUUGUAGAAAGGUGUCAGUGAAAAGAAUAAGUGAGUGUACACAUGCCCGUCCCCCAUGCAGCAUUGUCUAGUGCAGGAUGAGAGGGAACUUGUUCCUAGCAAAGUAGUGACAUGUGCUGCUGUGGCUGAUGUAUAGUGUCAUGCUGAUACUUCACACAUUAAGGUAAGGUUUAUUUUUAUAGUUUUUAUUUCUCUCUGUUUCAGAUUUUACAGCUUCCCAUAGUAGUUCUACUGUUCCAGUCAGUAAACUUAUAUCUGUCUGCACCUCUAUGCUUCCGCCUCAGUCUUUACCUUGCUUUGCUCCUGUUGGCUGCCCUAAAUCUCUUUAACCAGCUAACCUCACACCAGAAUCACAUUCAAAAGCAUAUUAAAUUAAUCCAGAGGGAGGAAUUUAUAUAUUUAUUUACUUAUUAGUACUGCUUAGGUCCAGUUUCACAUAUUGCAAUUUUUUUUAAUGAUGAGCCCAGCAGUGAUUUAGUUGUUUUUUUGGUAUAUUUAGGUGGAGAGCGAAAUUGCAUGGGGGGGGGGGGGCCCAAGAAAAUGUUUGCCCAGGGUCCAGUCAGUAAUAAAGACGGCCCUGCUUCACAGCACCAUAUUGACUACUCCAGCUAAUGGCCAUUUUGAAAUGAUUAAUUUAAUCACAUUUAAGGACAAAACAGUGCAUCAGACCUUGCAGUAUUAAAACGUCAUAUUCAGCUUGGGUGUUUUGAUUCCAUUUUCUAUUCAAAGUACAGCCUGUUUAAUUAGUUUAGUUACAGGAAAAUGAAACAGCUGGUGAUUACAAGACGUUUAACAAUCUUGUAAGCACAUAACAUACUGGUGGAGUGUGAAAAUUCUCUGGAUACACUGACACUGCUGCAAUUUGUAAUGGUCUGGAUUCCUUCCCCCAUUUCUUGAUUUUGAAGAGCUAAUCUAGACUUGUUAUAGGAGUAUACAUAGUAACAUUUGUAUUGUUUUUGUAAUGCCCUUUUUUAAAGCCUCUUAUAUCCUCUGCUGAGGCUUGUUAAGAAAUAAAUGAGCUUUUAAAUUACUUAAACAAUAACUGGCUUGUGAAGCCUGAAGUAUAAGGCCACAAUUUUCAGGGAUAAAUUACUGAAAAAGUGUUUCCAUAAUUAACAAAAGUAUAUGCAUUUUUUUUUAAUACCUAUAAUAAACAUAUUACUGUACAAUCUUAAA